Fukomys damarensis (Damara mole-rat) is the source of this 3656-nucleotide messenger RNA. It is a transcript of the gene Ptpn2, whose product is annotated as protein tyrosine phosphatase non-receptor type 2. Gene Ontology annotation, molecular function: protein tyrosine phosphatase activity. The record is from RefSeq and is a predicted model, not a curated record. The transcript is spliced from 5 exons. NCBI's taxonomy places the organism in Eukaryota, Metazoa, Chordata, Mammalia, Rodentia, Bathyergidae. Bases 464 to 1306 code for a protein of 280 amino acids. Gene Ontology annotation, biological process: protein dephosphorylation.
CUGAUAGGUGACAGAGCAAACUCAGAUGGAGGUCUGCUAACCUCUGAUGUGGCUCAGUCUCUUCACACUGCCUACAGUUACUUAAGUUUUACCAGUUCACUAACUUGUUCAGUACUUGUAUGACUGGGUAUAUUUUGACUCCAUAACAACGUUUGUAUGGGAUCCUUACCUGCUGCCUCUGUGCUCCUCUGCCAUUAUACCUGAAUGGCCAUCGUAGAACACAGUUGUGGUUGCCUGCCUGGCCCCCUCCAUCACAUAGGACCACACAUGCCCCGCCCCCACCUUCCCGGCCCGCCUCUUUGCCUCCUCUGAGCCACUGCCCUUCCCACUGAGAUGAUGUCACAGACGGAUCACUUCCCUGGGCCCCAGCCUCUGCAUAGUGCUGCCCCCUCUGCUUACACUGCAAGCCUGUGCCUUGCCAGUCCUGCCCAUCCCAGGCUGGGGAGUUCUAGCCAUCUUGUAGAUGAAUCACAUCCAUCAAAUGUUUAUCACUGGUGAUACAGCGAUCCCAGCAAAAGUGGAUGUGGGACUGAGCGAAGCAGUGACAAUAAGGAGUGGUGAAGCCAGAACAAUAUCUCACUUUCAUUAUACUACCUGGCCAGAUUUUGGAGUCCCUGAAUCACCAGCUUCAUUUCUCAAUUUCUUGUUUAAAGUGAGAGAAUCUGGCUCCUUGGAAGCUGACCAUGGGCCUGCGGUCGUGCACUGCAGCGCAGGCAUUGGGCGCUCUGGCACCUUCUCUCUGGUGGACACCUGUCUUGUUCUGAUGGAAAAAGGAGAUGAUAUUAACAUUAAACAAGUAUUACUGAAUAUGCGAAAAUACCGAAUGGGACUUAUUCAGACUCCAGAUCAACUCAGAUUCUCUUACAUGGCCAUAAUAGAAGGAGCAAAAUGUAUAAAGGGUGAUUCAAAUAUACAGAAACGGUGGAAAGAGCUUUCUAAGGAAGAUUUAUCUCCUGCUUUGGAUCAUUCGCCGAACAGAGGCAUGACUGAGAAGUACAACGGGAACAGAAUAGGUCCUGAGGAAGAGAAGCUGCUCCCUGAGCGGUGUACAGCACUGUCCUCCAGGACUCAGGACACCAUGGAGGAGGGCAGCGAGAGUGUUGUGCGGAAACGCAUUCGAGAGGACAGGAAGGCCGCCACGGCGCAGAAGGUGCAGCAGAUGAAACAGAGGCUAAAUGAGACUGAACGAAAAAGAAAAAGGUGGUUAUAUUGGCAACCUAUUCUCACUAAGAUCGGGGUUAUGUCGGUCGUUUUGGUUGGCGCUGUGGUUAGCUGGACACUGUUCUUUCAGCAGCAUGUCCUGUAAGUAAGCCACGCUGCCCGCUGCCCGCACGCUUCCGCCCUGGCAGCCGGCUGUACUGCUGAUCACAGGGGUUCUGUUAGCAGGCGCUGACCCCCCAAACCCAAGUGGUGCGGUCUGCAACCUCACCAGACAGCCCAACACCUCAGGACUCGCCACCGCAGGUUCCUCUGAAAGCCAAACUGUAAAUCGCUGUCUCAAAUAAAGACAUUCGUGUUUGUUAAAAACUGGUACACCUCGCAGCUGUGUUCACACAUGUCCAGCGUGAUACUUCACCUGACCGAGACUGAAAAAUCCUUUAUCGCAAGGGUUUGUUUUUGAAGGCUGUCUGGAUCUUAACCUGCAUUUGAUAUAAGCAAUAAAUAUUGUGGUUUUAACUAUGUUAUUAAUGGAAAGAAAAUGACCUUUAAAUAAUGUGUGUAAUGUAUAAUGUACUGUUGACAUGGGCAUCAAUAUUUUAUAUACACAACCAUUUCAGGGUGAAUAUAUUUUAUAAGUACCUAUUUAAUCUUACUUUUGUAGUUAAAUGUACUUUUUGAAAGCUCCAUUUGAAAAUCUGUUACCAUAAGAAAAUAAAUUGUAUGUUGACUCCCUUAAAAUGGAUACAUUUUCCCUUUUCCUAGAGAAGUUUGGUACAAGCAGUUAUACCUCUGAAUAAGCAGUUUCUACUACAUAUUUGGGUUUCCUGUAUGUUUCACAGUUUUCCCUAUUUUUAAAAGAAACAAAAUUUUCCUAAAAAUAUCUUCGAAGGGAAAUUGUCUCUGCUGGGCUAGUUAGGUAAUAACAGUCUGUGAAGACUUUGUAAAGAAAUUGGUUUCUGUAAAGCACAUGACUAAUGCUGUUCACUUUUGGAGAGUUUUAAUGUAAUUACCCUAAUUUAUAACCAGGGUAAAUCAUGACUUAGGGGGAAAAAAAGCAGCAUUUUAUGAUCUGUGAUGUCAAUUCACCAGACUGAAGCUUUGAAGUGAAAAGUUUCCAGUUCUUUCUACUUCAAUAAAUAGUUUGAUGAUGUGCGAACUUUACAUUGUCCCUUUAACUUCUUGAUGAGUAUUAAGCAUAUUGUCUUGUGAAUUUAUUUAUUAGCAGAGUGCUUUAUUUACGCUGUCCGUACGAAGGGGAAUAAUGUGCAUCCCUGUCAUAUGCGUGUAGGAAUACGGAUGUACAGUGUACAAGACAGUUUCCUGUAGUUAUUUCACACCCUUGUGGUCAUAUGCUUAAGGAAAGAAACAGUUUUAGUUUGACCAACAGUAAUAGGAAUACAGUUUCUUGGGUUCAUAGUUGCAUCUGCUUAAAACGCUUAACCAGAUGACCACAUCUUUCGCAGAUCUAAUGAGAGAACUAGCAAGGUCAAGAAGUGUCACAAACUACAAAGCUACAAGGGAGGUAAUUCACUUACCAAUUUAGAGGUUUUCCUUUUGCCUCAUGAAUUUAACUGCUCAUUUGACUGCUACCUUUCUUUAGAUUUCAGCACUCCUUACAGUGGUACUUAAAUAGUUGACAUAAACUUGAUUGCCAGGAGUUAUUUCAGCACUUUCCAGGAGGGUGGCAGGAGGAUCCUAGCCAGCCUUGAUUUUACCGUGGCGUCUCUGCUGUCUCUUACCAUGCAGGAUUCUGAUAAGGCUUAGCUAUGGAAAGGGAGAGUGCUCCCGUUCAGAGGCAGUUUGGAAAAAACCAUUGGUGUGGACACUGGAGUGAUUGAGCAGCCGCUUGGGUUAGCGACUGCGGGGAGGUGUGAGCGCGGUGCAGGUGGCAGCCCGUGUGUGCCCCCGUUAGCCUGUAUGCAGGGCAUUGCUGGUGUGAAAUCCUUCUUUCCAGUUUACCUUGGUUUAUCUUUGUGUGUGACUGCAACUCAAACAGGCAGAUCUUACUAAAUUUCCAACUGAAGAGCCAUGCUUUGAACAAAAAGGUAGAGGCUUCUCCCAGGAAGCCGAUGCCAGUAAGGUGUGCCCAGCUCCCUCUGGGAUGCCGCAUUUGGGCUUCGCAUUUCUGCUGUGCUCUCUGGCCCUCAGGGCGGUGUGUGGUUGCAUACCCUGCCGUUGCUUCCGAGGAUGAUGUUACAGGAGCUUUCAGUGUGUCAGGUUUUGCUGCUGCGGGUCUUUUUCGUGGGCACCAGGUAUGAGUUAGGAAAAACACAUGGCAGAGGGUUGCAGUGCCCACGGCCAUCCUCCCCUGGCCCUGCGUCAAGUGAGCACUGCGAGACCCAGCGAGGGGCACAGCAGUGGGUUUAUCAUCCCUGGGAGCGUCUCUGACCUGUUCCCUCAGCGGAACAGGGCCACAUUGGCUCACAGCGCCCGUCUAGAUCAGCUGUUUUGGCUUCGCCUGCUACUGAUUUCUCCUGGUGCUUCCACGUAAAUAA